AACGAGCAGUCUUCUCCCCGUUUAAUCUUUUUUCCCCCUCUCGUCUCAAAGCUCAUCGAUGCUCUUUCUCUCGUCCUUUGCCUGCCGUCCCAACUUCCUCGCCGUCUCCGAUCGCAAAACGCUCUCCCGUCGACGCCGGAGGUCCCUUCGAUUCCGUAGAAGGCCUAUGCGCUGGUGACGAUUGUGAUGUUUGUUGAUUUGUCGGAAUUGCAGAUUUGCUCGGUAAUAACCUCCUCAUUAGCCGCGGGAUGAUGAUAGGGUUCGGAAUUAUAGAAGCAAUUUUGGACUGAAAGGAUUUGUGGACGGGCAAGGUGAUUGACGUCGAACACAAGUUAUAUGGAUUAUAUAAGCUGGAUGCACCUACAUCAUCAUCAUCAUUUUUGACUCUGGAGCUACUAAGAAUGGUAGACACCAAAGCUAUUGGUAAAAGAUGGGAGGAAAUGGAAACUGAUGUCUUAGUGAAAAUUUUCAAGGAGUUAAAUAUGAUCCAACUUACUCCAGUUUCUUUGGUGUGCCGUUCUUGGCGUUUGGCUUGCUCAGAUCCAUUCAUAUGGAACACACUUGAUCUAGGGCUUUUGGAAUCCAACUUUAUCCAGACAAGGGCAUUGCCUUUUAUUUGGGUAGAUGAAAGAUCUGACCGGAGGUUGACACGAAUUUUGAGGAUGGCCAUGGCUCUUAGUUGUGGGAACAUCACGACUAUGAUAUUUCAUUUCAAUCUUUAUAUGAAGGAUGAACAUCUUAAUUACAUCUCAGAGAGGUCUCCCCAUGUUAGAAGAUUAGUCAUGCCAGCUUGGAACCGUAUUACAAGAGUUGGAUUAGUGCAAGCCAUCCGGAGGUGGGAGGAUCUGGAAUCCCUGACAAUGCCCAGCAUUGGCCAUCCUUCUUAUAUAAUGGAGGAAAUAAGUAGGAGCUGCAAAAACUUCUCACACCUUAAGGUGAUGGGAACAUUUGAUGUCCACUUUGCCUCUUGCAUUGCAAUGCAUCUCCCAAAGCUGAAAGUACUCAGUCUGCGGUGCUCUAUAGUCACGAAAGAAGCAUUGUUGUUCAUCUUAAAUUGCAUGGUGAAUCUGGAGGUGCUCAACAUCUCCCACUGCCUCUUACUUGAAUCCCUCGUUUCAGGACGGAGACAGAUUCGAUCAGAACUAGACCAGACCAUUUUUCAGAAGGCUUCGCGCAUGCGCGAUUUCUUGUAUUGCCAGAGCAGCUCUUGCAUUGCGUGCAGGAGGAUGAUUGAAGAUGAAGGUCUGAUGAGAUGGUACCGGUAUGAGGCCUGGUUCUGGCGCCAAGAUGAGGUGAGCUCUCUUGAUCUGGGGGAGUAUGGCAGGUUGUUUGAUAAGAACUGUGUUGACAGAUUGCUUUCUUCUGAUAUUAAUUUUUGAGAUUGUUUUUGUUUGUCAGAAGAUUUUCAAAUAUCUGUAUUACUGUUGUAAUAAAACGAAUAAUAUUGUGGUAGGCACGUUUGUUGUG
Molecule: messenger RNA, 1467 nt
Organism: Zingiber officinale
Lineage: Eukaryota; Viridiplantae; Streptophyta; Magnoliopsida; Zingiberales; Zingiberaceae
Product: F-box/LRR-repeat protein At3g48880-like
Exons: 5
Coding region: 402-1379 (325 amino acids)
Molecular function (GO): protein binding
Source: RefSeq, a predicted model, not a curated record